AUGGCGAGUAUAGAAGUGUCUCUGGCUGGAUGUCGGCGACGCAGCGGUGCGCGAGACGCUGCCCGGGAGCUGGACACGUUACGGGCGGCGCUCGUCGACAAGGACACACUCAUACAGAGCCUUAAGAAGCAACUAAGCGCUUCGCUCAGCGCUGCCCGUCUAGCCGCACAGGCUUCUUCACCGCCUGCCUCUAGAGCGAGCCAACGCGAGGAGUCUCCAGCGACUCUCUCCGCAGAGGAACGUCGGGCGCUGGAAGAACGCGCCGCCGCUGUCAACGCUGAUCUGGAAGCCAGGAGGACGAGCAUUCAGGAGCUUAGAAAGAGGCUGGAAAAGACGCAUGUCACUGAAAAUAUCGACACGCGCAUCCAGCAGGCGGAGCUUCAGUACCAACUGGGUCGCGAGGAGCUGGAGCUGCUUACGCUGGGCGAGCAGGCGCGUGCGCUGGCGCAGCUCAUUGAGCACGCGGACGCUGCCAGCCGAGUAUUCACCACCACCCUCUACAGCCUAGUGCGCGACUGCGGAGGAACCGCGACCGUGCUGUCAACAGAGGCGAGCGCAAGCUCAUGGAGCGCUGCACAGCGCGCUGCUGGAGCCACCGUACACUGGGCUGCGGAGCAUUGCGUGCUCAGGCAGGGAGACAGGUUACUGGAAGUAAACGGUACGUCGGUGGUGACCGGCAAGAGUCAAGAAGAUUUGCAGCGGGCGAUCAGUGCCGCGAGCCCCGCUCGUCUGGUGGUUCUCCGUGAGCAAAAGACUGCGAAUCCAGCACCUGCUGCGCCAUUUACACAAAACGAAGCGGCAUCUCUACGGACGGAGCUGAGCGCACUGCGUGUGGCCGCGGAGGACGCGGAGCGGGCGAAGGAGAGUCUACGAGCCGACAACACGCGCCUCACGCACCGCAUCUCCUACCUCGAAGAGCAGGUCGCCGAGAUGCUCUCCAGGCACACGCAGCUUCACUCGGUCAGCAGCAGCGACAGCUGUAUAACAGUAAACAAAACGAAGAAAAAUGUUACGAACAUAAAUAUAACGUCAGAGCCGCAACAUAAUAACAAACCGAGUCCAAAGUCCGAGGUCCAAGUAUUUCAGAAAGGACCAGACAUCACCGCUAUCGUCGCCAAACUCCCCGGUCUAGACGGCGCGGAGUCCAAUCUACCAAUAAUUAGACCAAGAUCGAACGCAUCAGGAGCGUCAUCUAGAGUUGCGAUAUCGCCCAGAGCUUCACCAGCGCCCAACCAUCGCUCACACAGCUCACACAGCUUGGAACAUCGAGCGGGCCGCAUCAGGCACUCCCUUUCCCACCACUGUAUUAACGGCGCAGUCGAUUAUAGCGCUGAGACUGAUGCCGCCAUACGUAUGAUCGAACGAAACCAAAGACACAUGGAAAAACAACGAUUAAAGAACGAAAGGUUCAACAAGUCGAAAGUAGACGACCACUUUCGUUCUGACAGUGAUAUAGACGUCCGAGAUUCCCUUUCGAAAAAUAGCGACCCUAGACACUACGAAAUCAAGAAAGCUGCAGACAGAAUUGAGGAAAGUAUAAAAAAGACCAACUGGGCGGAAAGAAAGACCUUAUCUAUAAUAGAACAACUGAAACGAUCACAGCGGAUACGUAAAAUGAAGAAGAAUGACAGCGCCGAAGACAUACAAGUAGAUUCAGAAAGAAAUUACAUGUACGACCGAAUAGAUGGAAAAGUGUUAGAAAACGCUCACAAAUCAAGUCGGAGAUCCUCAUCUUCCAAAGUGCACUCUCGAAGUGGGAAAUCUUCAGAAUUUGAAUCCGAAUGUUCCGAUUUCCCUAAUGGAGAUGUGUACAGCAGCUCACCGAGAUUAGACUAUGGUUCUGAGAGCUGCUCGACACGAAUGAGUCAUUACAAAAAGAACGAUGACAGACGAGAAGACAGCAAGUCUAGACCAACCCCCCCUAGAAAACCACUGCGAUUGUCCUUGCACAAAGCUCGCAGUGCGCACUCGAUAUUGAACGGCACCGAAUCUGAAACACCAAGUAGACCUUACUCGGAAGCCCAAAACGGAGACAUUGCUCAAGAAUCACCGAGCAAAAGACCAGUAAAACGAACGUACGCGGCGGACAAAUGGGCACGAGAAAGAAUGAGGGACCCCGGUCGAGCUACACCUCGACCUACACGGAAACUACUAAAUGGCCUAAGCGCAUGCGAUACCCCCGCUGCUGACGACUUGUAUCCAGAAACGAUGCACGUGCCAAUGCGUGUUAACGGCAUUGUACAAGCGGCCGGGAAGUGGUGCUAG
Molecule: messenger RNA, 2265 nt
Organism: Parnassius apollo (apollo)
Lineage: Eukaryota; Metazoa; Arthropoda; Insecta; Lepidoptera; Papilionidae
Source: the annotation of a GenBank genome assembly